ACACACGCACACGCAGUCAGUAAUUCAUACUUUAUAUCACGCCUGAAAAUACACAGGAUUUCAAUGUCAGUAACUGAAAACAUAAUGACCAAAUUAAUUAAUACGCACUUGAUUUGUUAUUGUAUUUCAUUAUUAAAAUUCGUUACAUACAUACAUAAAUAAAUGGCACUUUAAAUGAAACACGUUUACAUAUAUACAUCAAUAAAACCAUACCAAUUUCCUGUGCAUGUUUUAGUGUAGUUUAUUCACGUUGUGCCCACCAGCACAGGCACAUCUCGAUAGUGGAAGCACGCAUACAGAGAUAUCUAAGUAUUGAAAGUUAAUACAGAGCUGGACUAGCGCCUGUCUGUUUCCCUUUGUAUUGUAUUGAAACAGCGGCUGCAGAUAAACACGUCUCAAAUCAGAGAACAAUGUAAUACAUUCAGAGAGCUGGUAAUUGGUCUUGCUGUAACUCAUAAAGAAGUUACUAACUACCCCCCCCCCCUCGCAGCCUGCAGGAAUGGCGUCUGGAUCCAUUGCUUAGCAACCUGCAGUAUACACAACACUGCUGAGCACAGGCCACACAGACACACACGAGGGAGUCAGAGAGAGACUGUAACCUGUAUUGCCACAAUACACUCAAACACAGAGAGAGGAACUUAAGUCCCAGGUAAACUGCCUGCCUGUCACCUAGCAGCGCUCCCAGCACUAAGGUAGAGGCCGGUGAAUGCAGAUGAUACAGAGGGGGGCCAGUGAGUAAGGUAGCUGGGACCACUCAUCAUUACACGCAUGCUGCUGGAGCUGUGAUUGAACCUGCGUUGUGUGGAGAGGGGAAUUACCGUUGAUUGGUACUCAAUUGUAAAGGAGUACUACUCACACACACACGCACGCACGCACACACACACAUGGCUGCAUCCUCCGGCUCUGUUCUUCCCAAAGGCUCCAAGCAGCUUGUCAGCUGUGAGAGGGUCCCAAGGACUGGACAGGACUGGAAAGUCACCCUGGAUGCCCAGGUCCACAGGAAAGCUCUAGAGCUGCAGCAGAGGAAAGCCGCUGAGCUGAAGAGGGAGCGGGAGGCGGGGCAAAAACUGGAGAGGCGUGUCGCAGUGGACGUGCUGGCCAGUGAUUGGUUCACUCCAGACAAGCACACAGCACACACCAGGGCGUACCUUCUUGAGGCGCUGUUGCCUACCCUGCUGCCUGGGCUGGAGAAGCUUCUCACAGAGGCUGGGAACAGACAGCUCCUGGAGGAAGGGGCUACAGGGGGGCAGGCUGGGGCAGAGCAGGAGUUUAACCCCAUCAAUUACCUGGCACAGCACCUGAUGAGGAACCACCCCAAGAUCUGCCCCUUGGACCCCUCCCACCCUUACACCCGGGGGCUGAGGCAGGUGCUGCAGCAGCUCAAGGAAGAGCAGGUGGACUUGGAGGACAACAGGCUGGUCCAGAUGAAGCUGCGGGUUCGAGAGACGCGUGAGCAGCAGGUCAGAGCAGAGAGGGUGCGGUCCCAGGUGGGGGAGAGGAGGAAGGAGGCUUUGAGGGCACAGUUCACUGAGUGGAGCCUGGAGCCAGACCAGACCCUGCAGCUCAGACUGGUUCAGAACGCUCUGAGGGCGUUUCUGGAGAUCUCCAGCGCUGACCUGUCCCCAGAGAGAACAGGAGUGCAGUAUGACCGGGAGCUGGACUCCGCUGAAGACUCUCAGCAGACACUGAAGCAGGAGCACUUUGAGGAGUACGUGUUCAGCUUUAUCGCCAGUCUGUCCACCGAUGAUUUCGAGCGGUUCCUGCUGCACCUCUCCCUCUGCGCUCAGGAUCACCGACGGGAGCAACACAGGGAGCUCUGGAGACAGACCUUCUCUCAGCUGUUCCAGGACUGCGACAGCGCAAAGACAGGAUUCCUGGACAGACGGAGGGUUCUGGCCACGCUGGAGGGUUUCUAUGACGGGUGUGACAAGAGUGUGAGAGUCACGCUGCACAACCCACAGAGCUGGCCAGUUCGGGAUCCAGGCAAGUUGGACUCCACUGUAUUCUGGAACAACCCCUCCGAAGAGAAAGAGGAAGAGACUGCGGGAGAGACCCGGGAACCCUCUCCAUCAAUCGCAGCCAGCACAGAGACAGAGCCAGCCAAUGGAGAAGAGGGGGUGGGCGAGCUAGGGGUCCCUGCGGGGGAAGAGGGGCGACCCCCAGAGGAGCGGACCCCAUCAGGGAUUGAGAUUGAGGAGACAGACUCCGACGAGUCAGAGGAAGGUGGUCUGAAUCUGACGACUCUGGGUCUAGAACCUGACCCAGAGAGCUUGGGGCCCCACAGGGGGGUGAGCGCCUUCAACCGCAGGGCCCUCGACCUGCCUCAGUUCCUACAGCUGCUGGACACCUUCCUGGGAGAGGCAGCCCCGAAAUACGCUGUGCAGAGCCUGGUGGGGUACCUGCGGGUGGGGUACCGCGAGACGGAGCAGGAGAGGCUGAAGAGGCUGGAGAAGACGCGGAAGGAGGCAGUGUUGGCUCAGCGCCGGCUCGCCCUGGACGCCUUGUUUGAGAAGUGCGAUAACGAGGGGAGUGGGCUGCUGGAGCGAGGGGAGGUGGAGAGAGCGCUGAGCCGCUACAAGGAGGGAGCGGAGGGAGGGGCCAUCAACAGAGCGUGGGAGUGCCUGGGCCCCCCGCGCCCCUCUCUCUCCCGGGGGGAUUUCCACGUGCUCCUGCAGGCUGUGAUCUCGGAACUGCCUCCCGAGGGGGGCCAGGAGGGGGGCUUCGACAGGCUGCUGCAGUUCCUGGCGGAGAGUGCUGAGCGGUCCCUGGCUGAGCGCUCCAGGGGGACCAAGCGCAGGAAGUGGCUGCACCAGAUUCACAGAGCGGCCCUGACUGGAGGAUCCAGCCUGGAGCCAGUGUACCGAGCCGUGUUCCAGACCCUGCACCGGGACGCCGAGGCUCAUGGGAACAACAAGCUGAUCAGCGCCUCGAUCGCCCUGCUGGAGGGGAGUGACAGGCUGCGCUACACGGCCUGCACUGCUGAGGACGCCCCCUACGUGCUGAACAAGGAACUGACCAGAGACAUGGAGAAGGGAGUGAGCUUCACCGCAAUGGAUGAUGGGAAGCCUGUGCACGUUCCCCGUGUCCGUCUCCACGGCAACGUGCAGUUCUGGAACACGCUGCGGCCCGAUGAGGAGCGCAAGGGCUCGUUCGUCGCAGUGCCCCUCAGGGACCCCUGCGGCAGGGCCAUCGGGGUGCUGGGUGUGGAUACCCUCAGGGAGCCCCAGGAGAGGAACAUCUUUCUCCGGCAUGAGAUCGAAUUCUAUCAGGGAGUCGGUAACACGUUUAGCCUGGCCUUCCAGCAUGUCCUCUCCCUGAAGAACAUCCUCUGCAUCGUGGACAGCGCCACCUCCUGGCUGUACAGCCGGGCGCCCAGCGUGCGCAGCGUGACCACGUACCUCAUGGAGCCGGCGGGAGAGACGGGUUCUGAUUACACACUGAGGAAGAUGAUGGUUCUGGACAGUCAGACAGGCCGCUCCCGUCUGCUCUCCUCCCCAGCCAGCCUGAGACGCAGAGACCACCUUUUCAGGGACUACCUGUUCAAGUGCUGUGACAGCUCUGAGACACUGAGCCGCGUGGCGUACGGAGAGCAGCGGGUGGUCGUGCCGCUCCGAGACCCUGGCGGGCGCGCGCUGGGCGUGGUGGAUCUCAGCUGCGGGCAGCAGGGGGCGCUGCGGCCCCACGAGCACAGGGACCUGCAGGGGAUGGUGCGCAUGGUCCAGGCUGCCUGCUGCCAGCUGCUCUGGGAGACUUCCGGGCUGGCAAGGCCAAGCAGGCUGCUCGAGGCAGAGGGCGCCGGUGGGGAGGAGCGAGUGGCCCUCCUGUUUCUUCGCUUCAUGCUGGAGGACCUGCGGGGCUGCGUGCGCAGACUUGACCACCAGUCAUUCGCCGAGCUCAAGAGCUACAAGGACCCACCCCCCGUCGUGCACCAGGUGCUGAGGGCGGUGCUUCUGAUGCUCCACCCACACUGGGAGGAGACUCCCGAGAUUGACAGAUGGAGCCAGUGCAGGCUGAAGGUGAACAGCGAUCUGGUCCGAAAGGUGUUGCACUUUGACCCCACAGCCCACUCGGUGCAGGUAGAGCGAGAGGAGCUGGCAGCAUGCCUAGCAGGUAUUCCCCGUGGAGAGGUGUGGCAGCACGGGUCGCUCCCAGCCGAGCACCUCUAUAACUGGGUGUCUGUGUGUCUGUCCCUGCUGGAGCAGGCUGAGAAGCUGCGUCAGUCUCGGGAGCCAGCCCCCUCCAACUCUGACACACUGCAGAAGGACCCCCCCCACCCCAAGCAACAGCAAGAAACUGAAAGCCACCAGCUGUAGGAGCGACUUUUUAAAAUAGACACUACUGUUCCCCUGCUGAAUAUAGAAGGAAAGCUCUGUGUAUUUGUAGGAAUGCAUGUGUAGUAUUUGUAAUAAAUAUCUGAACACAAGCCUGUCCUGGUACU
This is a messenger RNA of Polyodon spathula (Mississippi paddlefish), 4438 nucleotides long. RefSeq names its product EF-hand calcium-binding domain-containing protein 5-like. Lineage: Eukaryota; Metazoa; Chordata; Actinopteri; Acipenseriformes; Polyodontidae. The transcript has 20 exons. The record is from RefSeq and is a predicted model, not a curated record. Gene Ontology annotation, molecular function: protein binding. Bases 885 to 4313 code for a protein of 1142 amino acids.